AUGGAUGAUGAGUUUAACUUGAAAAGUUAUAUGGAUAGUCUUAUAGAUCAAGAGUCCUCUGCUGCCUGGAAACCAUUUCCUGAAAGAUAUGUUAAUACUAGGCCGCAAAAAGAAAUUAUUAUUCCUCAAAUUUCUUUAACUCAAAAGCCUGUUCAUGUUUUCUGCAAAAUCACAGAUGAUUUCACUACUAUGCAGCAAUAUUCGUUAGAUGAAGACUCAUUACCACCAAAAGUUCUUUGUUGGAAUGAUCUUUCAGCUUUAGACAUCAAAAUGGCGACUAAAACAGUCAAAGCUGGUGUCGAACACGAAUACAAGUACUUAAUUGACGAUUUAUCUAUAGAAUUUGAGUCCGUUUCCAAUGGAAAUGAAGAUCCAUUACCAAUUGAAGCGACAAACCCAGAUAGCCAACUAAUUUACCACGUUCUUGAUCCAACACUUUCUAAAUCCUCACGAAUUACUCCAGCGCCAAAGGUAGAUACCCAACAGGUGCAAAAAAUGAAAUUAUCAAAAAGCGCAAGUCAGUUAAAAUACAUGACAGACAGCAAUACAAAGACUCCAAUUGUCAUCCAGACAACACAACAGCCACCAAUUCAGCAAGAUGCUCCUAAUAUUCGUAAAUUAUGCGAACAAAUACCAAAAGACACAAUUUUCAUUCUCGAUUGCAGCUUCGCAGAUGAUUGUCUGAAAACAAUUAUUGAAAAAAGAAGAGAUUUAACUGUUUUUGCUGCGACACAAGAAUCAUUAUUAUAUAAUCCACAACUUCCAUGCGAUUUGUUCACAUCAUGUUUACUUACUCCUGCCAAAGUUGCUAUUUUAUGGCAGAGUCAGAGCUAUUCUGAUAUACAUUCCGGACUUUUAUCUGAAAUUGAUAUACAGAGCUUGAUUGAUAUCCUCAACGACUCACCUGUAUCUUCAGAAAUCCUCAAACUACUCGAAAACGCUCUCGAAGCUUACGUUGACCAAAUGGCCUUUGAAACUUUGGCCGAAGACCAGCCAUUAUUCUACAAAAUCUUCAGAAAAGAUACUCUUACCGCAAGGUUAUUUGCAAAUUUCGUAUUCGCGGUCAGAAUGAUGAAGACUGUAUCAACAUUACCAACAUCUUACCCAGAAUUACCAGAUAUGUCACAGCACGACCUCUGGGAUUCAUUCUAUUUGCAAGUAGAUCGAGCCUUGUACUCAUUGAAAGAAGCAAUGCUUCCAAAACCAAGAAAUGUUUUUUCAAUCAACGAAUUACUCGAAGAACAGCUUAAUUGUCUUGAAAGCUGGCUCUGGUUCCCCAAGAAAAACCGUGACGCCCCCAUGGAACUUCCUUUCAUGCUUUAUUUGUUAAAUUCUCCAAAUCAUUUCAAAAAAGCUGUUUAUUUCUGUUCGAAUUUCCUUGGAAUAUCUCCGGAUACGACCAUCCAGUUCCUCAAUACCCGUUGUUUCCCUCUUCUCCCACAACUCCUUGAGAAUACAACACUUUUGAAGAAUUGCGACGCAGAUACCUUGGCGCACUUCACUUUUAUCAUUGUUAACUGUGUUCUUCUAUCACCAAGUCUCUCCAAAUCCUUCGAAAACAGGAUUUCCUUCUGGAUAGAGCAUGUUAGAAGCACAAAUGAAAGUUUAUGUGCUGCAUCACUUUCAAUUUUACUUCUUUACGCAGAAUCGCCCGGCAAAAUUGAUUUAUUCAAGUCGAAUGAGCUGGACAAACUGUUUGAACAGUACAGUUCCCACAAAAACCAUAAUAUCAGAACCUUGGCCCAUCUUUUACUGACCAAAAUGGGUAUAGGCCUUGAGCAGCCCCUUGAUGUAAUACAAAACGAGCCAAGUCCUCAAUGCAGAGCCGCAAUUGUCUCUAGAAUUACAACAACCAUCGGUACAGACAAAUGUAGUUCAGAACUACGCGGUGCAUUGAUCUAUGACUUGAUAUUGCUUGUUAAUGAUCCAUAUCCAUUAGUCAGAGAAGAAGCAUUAGUUGCAUUAAGUCAUUCAUUGAACAAAGAUUCAACGGAACUCCUUAAUUCCCUCAAAACAUACAUCACUGACUUCAGAGAUGACAAGGCCAAGAACCCAAUUGUUACUUUGCUCGGUCACGAACUUCAAAUUUUGAUGUUCGAACCUUCAAAACGCGUAAAUGAGCGAUUAAACGAGUUUCUUGUUUAUCUUGCACAGAGAUUCAUUGAUUCCAAGAACGCACAGCCACUACAAAGUAAUCUAAGUCGUUUUUGUGUCAGUGAUAUCUCUCAUCCAAGUCAUUCCAACUUAAAUCCGUUGACUUUUUCAUCGAAUGCGAUGGUUGUCAACGAAAUCAACCUUGAAGGAAGACCAUCAAUCUCUCCAUCAGGUCUUUUGAGUUGUGCUGACCAAACAGGACAGUUACAUUGCCAAGUAACAAUACAAGGACAGACAUCGAAACAAAUUUUCGAUUAUUUCAAACCUGGUUUGGAAACUGACAAAAUUCCUCCUUAUUUCGGUCAUUUGGCUGAAACUCGACGUACAAUGAAAACUACAAUUGAUUACCAAGCUUUCAUUGAUGAUUCCAGGAUGUUGGCCAUUUCUAAUCGAUCACAAGUCGCAAUCAUUAACUUUAACAAGUCAAAAGAUGCUGAAUGCGCAUUUUGGAUGGCUCCUCCUGAUUCUUGUAACAAAGUUGUUGUUGAUUACAAUGACAAAGCAUUCCAAAUAUUGCAUUCAAGUGGUUCUUCACUUGUCCACAUUUAUGAUAUAGAAAGUCAGAAGAAGUUAGAUAAUAUAAAAGUGCCGAGAUCUCAAACAAACGGUAUGCAAUGGUUGAAACCAUUUACAAGUUUGUUUUAUGUUUCUCAAGAACACUUCACUUUAUAUGAUUCAAGAAUGAGAGGUUCCAUUGCAUUGAUUAAAGAUGGUGGACUGGAUUUCUUGGGAGCAAAUUGCAGUGCGUCGAUGCCAAAUGCUUUAGUUAUGGCAACUAAAUACGGACAUAUAAAGAUGUUCGAUAUAAGAGUGAUGCAGAUGAUAUCUCAGAGAGAAUUAGUGAUGCCUCUGAAACAGUUUGAAGUGCACAGACAAUUGCCUUACGCUGUUGGAUUGACAAAUAACUCUUUGUACUCAAUUUCUUUCGAAGAUUACGAAUUAACUACUGAAGCACAGGAUAAUAUGGUAAUACCUGACGCUUUCGGAUUGCAUAUGAGUGAAAGUACUUGCGCAAUUAGAACAGGAAAUACUGUUAAGACUUGUGUUAUUUACUAUUAA
Trichomonas vaginalis G3 is the source of this 3213-nucleotide messenger RNA. RefSeq names its product TOR signaling. Gene Ontology annotation, molecular function: protein binding; protein-macromolecule adaptor activity. Gene Ontology annotation, cellular component: cytoplasm; TORC1 complex. The record is from RefSeq and is a predicted model, not a curated record. Gene Ontology annotation, biological process: positive regulation of cell growth; regulation of autophagy; cellular response to amino acid stimulus. The coding region runs from base 1 to 3213 and encodes 1070 amino acids. Lineage: Eukaryota; Parabasalia; Trichomonadida; Trichomonadidae. The transcript has a single exon.